This is a messenger RNA of Trifolium pratense (red clover), 903 nucleotides long. Its product is annotated as zinc finger protein 3-like. The transcript has a single exon. Bases 1 to 903 code for a protein of 300 amino acids. Gene Ontology annotation, biological process: negative regulation of abscisic acid-activated signaling pathway. The record is from RefSeq and is a predicted model, not a curated record. NCBI's taxonomy places the organism in Eukaryota, Viridiplantae, Streptophyta, Magnoliopsida, Fabales, Fabaceae.
AUGGCAGGAGCCUCUAAUCAAUCUUCGGCCACUUCCGAAAGUAUUUCCAACAAAGUUUGUGAAGACGAGAACAAUGUCAACAACGAUGAGGUGACAAUGAAGGGUAAGGAAGUUUUAAUAUCUGAACAACAUCAACCUUUGAAAAGCAAUACCGACUUGCUUCUUGAAUUCGUCAAGCUCUCUAAUGAUGAUUCGAUUCCUAGGUCGAAUGUGCGGGAACAUGAUUUUUUUACCCCCUCGAAGGACUUGGGGGAGAGUUCAUCUUCAUUACCUUGGGCUAAUAAUAAGCCCAAGCCCAACAAUGAAGAGAACACAAAAGAAAAAUCUUCUGAUUCGAGAAGUGAUUUCUCUUGCAACUUUUGCAAGAGACAGUUUUCUUCUUCGCAAGCUUUAGGAGGGCACCAAAAUGCUCAUAAGCGUGAACGCGCAUUUGCAAAGCAUCACCAAGAGAUUCAAAAUGGUUUUGGUACCCCUCACUAUCCUUUUCCUUACUACACAAGUUAUCCAAGUCUUUCUUCAUCUAAUUAUGGAAUUGGAUCUUAUAAUAAAGCACUUGGAAUUAGGACAGACUCCAUGAUUCAAAAGCCAAAUUAUUCGUGGACGCCACCUCCUUAUAGGUUCGGUUCAACUCCUAAGUGGACACCAAUGCAAGAGAUGAUGAGAAACUUUUCUUCACUUGAUAGAUUGAAGAUUGAGAGUCUUAAUGCAAAUAAUGAAAAAAGUACACCUAAUAAUAUGAUGAAAUUAGAUGUUGGAGAGUCUUCUAGAAAUGUUGAUACGAAGUCAAAUUCAGACGUCGACAAGUCAACUGUGGUUGCCGAUGGUAGUGAUCAUCGUGAUACGAAUAAGAAAGAAGCCUCCGAUUCUAUAUCUACUGGGCUUGAUUUGUCACUUAAGCUUUGA